AUGCUCUCGAAGGAAGCGAAACAGAGCAUUGCCAAGCUACAGUCUUGGCUAGAGGAUACAUUUGGUGGCUCCGGUGACCCAGAGCAACCUGAUGCCGUGGAGAUCUGUGCUAUCCUCAGUAAUUCAUCAUCUAGUGACUACUUGCAAGAACAUUUUGGCACCGAUCCGACUGCCUUGAAGAAUGUCUUCCUGACAGUUCAGAGGCGACUACACACUAUCGACCCAUCCUGGAUCUUCAAAGCACGACAGGCUGAAGACCGGGUGCCGAUGGUAGAAGCAGAUGUGACACAGGAGCUUGUCCUCAUGCCUUGGCAUUUGAGCUUCCUUCCACAACACUCACAGAAAGGCAAGAGCAAGAUGGUGAAUGUCCUUCGUUGUGCCACAGAUUUCUUGGAGAAAUCGUACGACAGUAUGAACAACCCCAUCCAGCUUUGGAUCCCACCUACUAUGCCCGCAGCAGGUGAGCUCUUGCCAGACUUCAGCCUAGGUCAUUGCAUUGGCUUCACAAAGAGUCUGGCGAUGAAAGCUAUUUUGCUGGCAUGUUCUGAAGCUGCCUUGACUGAUACAGAACUUCAGUCGAUUCAGACACAAUUGCAGGCGUUGUUCGGCUUCAGGGCGACAGUGCACACGACAGGGAAUGCCAAGUUCGAUAGAUUCCGCGCGCUCCAGGACAAAUUUGCUGAAGCUGCAAGGCCAAGGCCAGAUCCCAUUCAAGUAUCCACAUUGCUCAUGGCACAAGCAAAGGAUGAGGGUCUUGUGUGGACCGAGUGUGCUUCUGCAAUGAUUCAAGAGUUCAAUGGAGGGUCAUCGAACGAAGCAAAGAGGCUUUCCGAAAUGGAAGCCAGUUUGGUGACAAUCUAUCCCACCUUGAGCAAAGACACACAAGAACUCAUCGAUUACCACUGGCAGCUGUACCCGCCACAGAGAUCUGCCAUUCCCUACAAGGCCGUAGCCGUCGAUGUUUUCUUCGCAGGUGCAAAGUUGAAGACUGGAGUGAAGUCGGAUCUCUGGCAAAGCAUCCUGCAGGCCGACAAUCGCAAGAGGCAUUGGUACAUCCGCAGGAAAGUGCAGAUGUUUCUCUUCAAGCUACAAGAUGCAAGACGACUGAGAAAGAAGAUCAACUUGACCACUGGUGCCUCUGCUUUGCGUGACCAGAAGGAUCCGGAGUCAGCCUGGGGAAUUUCCGCGAUUUUUGCACACUUCUUGCCCGAAAUGCAGAAGCUGGUCACCCCGACGCAGCUGGAAACAUUGCAGGUCAAGUUUGCUCGGGGCUACCUCGAUGCGGAGCUUCUGGAGAAGUUCCGAGUCAUGACCCCCAAAUUGCAAGUGCAAAACUUCCGCUUUUUGGCAGAUGUUGGUGUCAAGGUGCUGGCCUCAGUCUCGCAGUCCCAGAAUUCCGAGUCCGAGGCUGACCUGCAGUUGCAGAAGGCAGAGUUCGCAAAGGCAACUGCGAAAGUGAAAAAGGAGGUCAUGCAGUGGAACUCUUACCAGGAGAAAAAAGAUGAGUUUCAACGAACUGGAGUGACAAUUCAGGCGGAGAUCGCUGACAAGGAGAAAGACAGACAGCGAAAGGCCGUGGAGAAUUGCCAGGACGAGCUCUAUCCCAUUCGGGAAGUUCUGGAGCUUCCACAUGGAAUGACUUUUGCUGAGGCGUCCCUGCAAAAGUUCAAGGAUGAGCACAGAAUCCCGGAUGACAGCAUGUACCGUGUCUUUUGGAUGAACCCCACUGUGCUCGGGUACGACGCAGUUCGAGGUUGUGAGAUUGCUGUCGCAUCAGUGGCAACAGCUGUGGCAGAGGAGUACACAGAGUCCAGUGUUCUCGAAGCCACAGAGAAGAUCAAAGCAUUUCUCAAUGUACCAGAGCAUCGACUCAUUGUCCGAGAGUGUCUUCUGGCAUUUGAUCAAAAUUCCAUUCCUCCACAAUCUCAGCGGCCUGGCUUCCACAAGUUCUUCGUGGCAAUCUCAGAUUUGUCCAACAAAGAAGGGCAACUUUUCAGCCACUUUGCACAGAGCAGUUUGUGGAAAAGGCAGAUGCUGCCAAUAGUUAUCAAGAACACGGUGACCCCAGUGCCCAUGUUGGCCAUCAAGUCCAUGGUUGACCCUCGUCGGGGAUUCUCCUCAUCAAUGGCAACAUCAGACACAUCCAACAAGCCUGCUCGGAGAAAGCAGUGGAUUGCUGGCUACCCAGUGCCCGCAGCCUUCCAUGAUGCAUUGUGGCAAGGCAUGAGGGCCCCAGACAAUGCAGGUGCCGCUUGGAUCGAUGUGUUUGCCUAUGACCACUCACUGCCCGAAGCUCUGAUGCGCCGACGUGCAAGCCCUUCACUUCCUGCUCCCCAGACCAUUUACGUGGGCAUUGUGUGGGCAGACUGCAACAGCCGGGACUGUGCACACAAGGAAAAAGGCACUGCUGUGGAUCCCAGAGUCCAGAAUGCCAAGAUUGCGAAGUGGUUGCAGUCUGCAAUUCGACGAAAACUGCAGAGCUUGGCACAGGAGAAGGUCAUCUCAAUCAAGGACUGGGUGCCCCUGAGCCCGUGGAAGGACACACGUGACCCUCCUGUUCUCGUGGAGAAAGACUUCGUGGCUCUUUUCCCUGGUGCUGCACAGAACCUGCCCUUGCGAGAAACCUUUCUCAACGACAUCGAGGACAAGCUCAAGGAUGAGGACCUCAAGAAGCAGUGGAUGACUUUCGUCCAGGAGCACAAUGACGCCUGGAACAAGAGUGGCAAGCCACACGUGAACUCUGGCGAGAAGCGUGGUUGCGAGGGUGACAGCAAUCCCAGUCCAGGCAAAAAAGCCAGAGUCCUGACUCCAGAGUCCGAGAGUCCCCAGACACUGGAAGCUCUGACAACAUCCGAGGGUCCCAUCUGCCAGAUUGACAGCCUGGACGCCAACUGCACGGUCAUCUUCACGAACAAGGGUCACAUCUGGGUGCACGCAAAGAAGGAUGUGGAGCUGGAUUCAAAGUUCCCUUUGGCAUUGGCAUAUGGCAAGUUCAAAGUCAACGAGGACAGGUUCUUCUGA
Molecule: messenger RNA, 3021 nt
Organism: Symbiodinium natans
Lineage: Eukaryota; Dinophyceae; Suessiales; Symbiodiniaceae
Source: the annotation of a GenBank genome assembly